Messenger RNA from Gymnodraco acuticeps, 3228 nucleotides. RefSeq names its product ring finger protein 122 (gene rnf122). Bases 1353 to 1946 code for a protein of 197 amino acids. Lineage: Eukaryota; Metazoa; Chordata; Actinopteri; Perciformes; Bathydraconidae. The record is from RefSeq and is a predicted model, not a curated record. The transcript is spliced from 6 exons.
AAAACAACAUAUUCUGUUGUUUUUUAUGUAAAACAGGAAUCUGCAAGGUAACUAAUGACUAUAGCUGAUAAAUAAAUAUACCUCUCAAAUGAAGUGGAGUAAUAGGGCUUAUGUGCACUAUUAUCCACUACAAUUACAUCCAUUUCAGAACAGAAAAGGCUUUGCAAUGUAAUUAUUAUAAGGGUUUGACACUUAAUUUGUCUGAUAAUGGUAGUAUGGCCCUGCACAUGUCCUUCAGUUUGUGUUCAAUUCACAAACAUUUGAGACCCUGGUAGUGAUUGCCUCUCGCUGAGUGAAGUCAUUUAGCGUGGAACUUAAAUGUGCAGCCACAGACGAGCCUGGAUAGAUGAAGCAUCACGGCUCAUUCAGAGAGAGUGGAACUACCAGGCGGGAAGUAUUGAUCCUCUCAUACUGCAAUUUCCACUGUGAGACGGGAGAAAUGUCAAAUAGAAAUGUCAACGUUUCAUUUUGGCUGCAGAAGGUACUAGAAAUACAGCAAAAAGCUGUGCAACAAGAAAACAAUACUAAUCUCAGGGAUAUGAUAAAGGUAAAGGACUCCAUUUAGCCAUCCAUUGGUUGAUCCAUCUCUCUAUUAAUCCAUCCAUCGUCCUAUAUGUCUGUCUGUUCAUCUAUAUAUACUUUUGGAGAAAGGUUAUCGCCUAUUUAAUUGUGUGUCAUUCUUAUUGAUUACCACAUGAAGGGGAAACUGUAGGACUGUAGAUAUACAAGCUGUUGUUAUAAUAGAUACAUUAAAUAAAAAGCAGCGUUUUUGGACCAAUUUAACAACACUCGUCAACCACCUAUCUUCUUCCUACAUAGCCAUGUCAUUUUCAAAAUAAUUGCGCACUGAUUCGGCUAAGUUGAACAGUCAAUCAUAGCGAUUUCUCACUGGUCUGUGCCACAAAUGUAAUCGGGCAAGUGAUAAAUCAGAAUCGAGGUUCUUGCCAGGUACGUUUAUACAUGCAAGGAAUUUGCUUUGGUGUCUGGUGGUGCAAACAUAAACCAUCUAAGAAAAUACGUUGCAAUUGUAGGUCAAAAGUAGAGUAUAAUGAUGAUAAAAAUUAUGUUUUUUUAAGAAACGAUUUUGUGGUGUGGCAAAAACUGAGCCACAGUCGCUCUGGAUGGCUCGACAUUGAUGUGUCAAGGCUUCUGUUUUAGGACCAGUAAACAUAGACAAACAACAUAAACAGACUUUCCAGUCCACCUAACUCUUUGGACUGUGGGUGGAAACUGAAGCAGAUAAACAGUAAGAACAUGCAAACGUUACAUAUACAGAAGAAGCUGGUUUCUGGCAAAGCUCUUAAAUGUGCAAUUUCUUGAAGUACAGUUUAUUUUAGAUUUAAUAUAAGCUGAUGCUGGUGGCAUUGAAAAGUAUGGAUUUCUCUGUUAUGAUUAACAAUAUACAAGCUGAUUUCAGUCAAUCAGCUGCUGUGAUGAAAACUGGAGGACUCACAGCCUCCUCCUCCUGUUCUAAUGUGAAGAGGUUCAUAUCAGCAGAUGGCGGGUGCUUCUGUGGUCUGGGACUGGUUUAUUCCAACAAGUCGUGCACCAUGCCGCCCAUCACCUUCCAGGAUCUGCCUCUCAACAUCUACAUGGUCAUCUUCGGGACAGGCAUCUUUGUCUUCAUCCUGAGCCUCGUCUUCUGCUGUUACUUUAUCAGCAAACUACGACACCAAGCCCAGAGUGAGCGGUUUGGAUACCGAGAGGUGGUUUUAAAAGGUGAUCCAAAGAAGUUGAAUCUUCAUGGGCAGACGUGUGCCGUGUGUCUCGAGGACUUCAAAGUGAAAGACGAGCUGGGAGUGUUGCCAUGCCAACAUGCUUUCCACAGGAAGUGUCUGGUAAAAUGGUUGGAGGUGCGCUGCGUCUGCCCCAUGUGCAACAAACCAAUAGCGGGCCCCCCUGAGCAGCACCACAGCAUAGGGACCCUUCUGGAUGAACUGGUGUAACUGAAGGACCCCUGCAGCCCGGGGUGGCCCGCCCGCCGCGCCCGGGGCCGAGCAGCUGAUAUCAUUUAGCGACUAGCAGGAACAUGGACCCUGUGCUGCUGUUAAAAAAUCAGCGAAGAAACACCGACAUGAUAACAGUAAAUUGGGGUAACCUAGUUACCACCCAGAGAAAGACUGAAGGAUGCUGUUGCCUAGCGACCAUAUCCAAGAUGGCAACACGACACCUUGUGAUGUCUGAGAGAUUAUCUCCAGCCACCCACACAUCAUUCCACCACUCUUCUUUCAACAUCCCCCCCCCCCCCACACAUCCCUCACAUCUUCUCUGGUUACCUCGAGUCAGGUUAAUGACACAGCGACAAGUGAGUGUUGAAGGAUGGCAGCGCGGGGUCAGAGGCACUGAUCCCACGGCAUGUUUGAGUGUUGAAUGUCAUGGUGGUUACUAACAUGAAAUAAUUAUCGGAGGAUGUUAUUAAAUCUCUCACUUAAUUAUUUUAGUAAAGACGUUUUUAAACAAAGCUACAGAGAAAAAUAUAUUUCAUCGUCCCUUAAAGGUGGGGUAGGUAAUUUUGGAGAAACCAGCUCGAGUGCGCUAGAAUUUGGAAAUACACAGCCGGAACAAAUCUGCCACUUCCUUACAGAGCCCCUCCUCCAACACACACGAAUGCGCACAUGACCAAUGAGGGCACGAGAUAAGUUUGUGCACAGAUGGAAGGCUGACAGGCAGGUAGGCCAUUCAGUUAUUUUAGCCGGGCCGGCUCAGAUGACUGGUCGUGCUUUUUACAGUACUACGGCUUCCACAGAUGCAUUUUUUAAUGGAUUUUUUGUCAAAGCACUUAAGAUAUUCAUUGCUAUCGGGAUGUUAAGAGCAUUCCAUGGAAUAUAACAGAAAGUGUAUCUCGAGCCGGUUUUAACAUGUUGAGAGGAGUUACACUGCUUACAAUUCUGUAUUUUAAAAAAAAAUGUCAACAGGUACAACAAGGGUUUACCAAAAAUACCUGGGGCCUCAUUUAUAAAGCCUUGCGUAGGAUUGGCGUGGGAAGGUUGCUUACGUAGGACAAAGCAAAUAAAUACGCACCGACACUUUCCGAUUAAUAAAAGACUGCGUACGGCACAUCCUACGCCGGUUUCCCUUUUAUAAAUCACAAUCAACUCCAAAUGCGGCGCAGCUUUUGCGGGCUUCACGUAACGCCCAUAUUUGCCUAUAAAUAGUCAAAGAAACGCCCAUUCAUUCAUUCCUUUUGACUGACUGCAUGAAGAAGAGCUAAAACAGCUAAAAAAGACA